AUGUCCGACUCAGAUUCCAAGCGGUCAAUUCCGCAAUGGCAACGGCAGCAUUCGUCCUCUCCACCAGCAUCUGAUGGCAAGGACGCCGAGAACGACGUUGAUCGGUCAACGCUGCUGGAGCAAGCUUCGAAGUUCCUCCAGGACGACUCAAUUCGGGAUGAGUCUACUGAUCGCAAGAUUGCUUUCUUAGAGUCAAAGGGUCUCACGGCUCCGGAAAUCGACAACCUGCUAGGUGUAUCGCGAAACCCGGAGGCCAGCGCCGUCGCCAGCAGCGGCUCGGCCGAGGAGACCAAGGGCACUUCAAGUUCAGAGGCCUCCGCAGAGACUUCAGAGACCCCAGUGGCCUCCAAUCGAACUUCCUCUGCUUCGGCAUUGCCUGCUCCCUCUUCAGACAAUAACCAAGUCAACUUCGCAGCGCGCCGCGAUGUCCCCCCGAUCAUCACCUACCCCGAAUUCCUUCUCCACCAAUCCAAGCCGCCACCUCUUGUCACGCUCCAGAGCGUUCUAUAUACCCUCUACGGUGCCGCGGGCCUCGGAGCCACUAUCUAUGGCGCAAGUGAAUACAUCGUGAAGCCGAUGCUCGCAACCCUCACAGACGCCCGCCUCGACCUAGCCGGAACCACCGAGGAAAAUCUGAAGAAGCUCAACGAAAAACUAGAACAAAACGUCUCCCAGCUCCCACCCAGUCUUCUCGCCUCUAAAUCCACUGCACCUUCUAUCGAUGACACCGAAGAUGACGUGGAAUCCAUAACCUCGGACCCAACUGAGCUCUUCCAUCGGGACAUUGGCACCCAGACAUCCCAGGACCUCGUCCAACCCCCCUCUGCUGCGGCGGAUACAUCCUCGGCAACAGACCCAAAGUCAGUCGACCCAACAGCAACAAUAACAACGCAUCAAAAACGCCUCGAAUCAAUCGGCUCCCGCCUCCGCGAGGUUGAGGACGCCCAGUCCCAAUCCAGCACCCUCCACGAUACAACCCGCAGUCGCAUCAGCGAUCUCCAGCGCUACCUCGACGGCCUCCUUUACUCCAAAAACUCAUACCCUUACACUGCGACAACGGGGUACGGAGCCUUCAGCACCCCAGGUCUAGACUCUGGUAGCGCUGCGGCAACGGGUGUCGGAAAGGCCGAAGAGGAUGCGAUAUCUAACUUUAGGGCUGAUAUUCGGGGCGUUAAGGGAGCUUUGCUUAGUGCGAGGAAUUUCCCCUCAGGGAGAUCCGCGGGCUUGAGAUCUUCAUUUGCUCGGUGA
Messenger RNA from Aspergillus puulaauensis, 1248 nucleotides. RefSeq lists its product as uncharacterized. Gene Ontology annotation, cellular component: peroxisomal importomer complex; peroxisomal membrane. The record is from RefSeq and is a predicted model, not a curated record. Gene Ontology annotation, molecular function: signaling receptor binding. Bases 1 to 1248 code for a protein of 415 amino acids. Gene Ontology annotation, biological process: protein import into peroxisome matrix, docking. The transcript has a single exon. NCBI's taxonomy places the organism in Eukaryota, Fungi, Ascomycota, Eurotiomycetes, Eurotiales, Aspergillaceae.